Prunus armeniaca (apricot) is the source of this 411-nucleotide messenger RNA. The record is from the annotation of a GenBank genome assembly. NCBI's taxonomy places the organism in Eukaryota, Viridiplantae, Streptophyta, Magnoliopsida, Rosales, Rosaceae.
AUGAAGAGUACUUCGGGAUAUGCCUUUACAUUUGGUAGUGGAGUAUUCUAUUGGGCAUCUGUGAAGCAACAAUGUGUUGCUCUAUCCACAGCUGAAGCAAAAUAUGUAAGUGCAUCAGAGGCAACUGCACAAGCUACUUGGUUACGAUUUGUGUUAGAAGACUUUGGUGAGAUGCAGACUGUGGCAACACCCCUAAACUGUGAUAACACCUCAGCCAUUGCUAUCAUCAAGAAUCCGAUCUUUCAUCAGAAAACCAAACACAUAAACCGGAGGUAUCACUACAUCAAAGAAGCUCUACAACAGGGUGUAAUCGACUUGAUUCAUUGUCCUACAAAGGAGCAAGUAGCUGACAUCUUCACUAAGGCGUUUGCAAGAGAACAGUUUUCUUAUCUCAGAGAAUUGCUUGGGUGA